CCAGGUGAGCGGCAGACCCGGCACGCAGGUGGGGGCCGGCGGGGUCCGUGGCGAGCAGGCAAGGGGCAGCUCCCUGAAGGGUGUGAACACAGGGUCCCAGCCUGGGUCUCGCUCCUAUGCUCCUCUCCAGGCCCUAGCAAGCUGCUCCCCGGCGCAGGGAGGACUGGGAAGAGGCACUGGGGCUCCGCCUGGAGAAGGCAGGCCCGGGGGCCUCUCGGCUGGGACACGCUGGGCCCCCCCUGCCUGGCACCCGGGGUCCUGCACCCUGCCAGGGAGGCCAACCUGAUCCUGGGUCUGCAUGCGAGGCCCUGCCAGCUGGCUCCACCACCUCCACCCAUCUGCCUCCUGCCCUCAGAAGCCGUGGUGUGGUCUCCGGGAUCAGAGCUGCAGAGAGACAAGGCGGCGGCGGCUGCUGUGCUGGGUGCAGUGAGGAAGAGGCCCUCGGUGGUGCCCAUGGCUGGCCAGGAUCCUGCGCUGAGCACGAGUCACCCGUUCUACGACGUGGCCAGACAUGGCAUUCUGCAGGUGGCAGGGGACGACCGCUUUGGAAGACGUGUUGUCACGUUCAGCUGCUGCCGGAUGCCGCCCUCCCACGAGCUGGACCACCAGCGGCUGCUGGAGUAUUUGAAGUACACACUGGACCAGUACGUUGAGAACGAUUAUACCAUCGUCUAUUUCCACUACGGGCUGAACAGCCGGAACAAGCCUUCCCUGGGCUGGCUCCAGAGCGCAUACAAGGAGUUCGAUAGGAAGUACAAGAAGAACUUGAAGGCCCUCUACGUGGUGCACCCCACCAGCUUCAUCAAGGUCCUGUGGAACAUCUUGAAGCCCCUCAUCAGUCACAAGUUUGGGAAGAAAGUCAUCUAUUUCAACUACCUGAGUGAGCUCCACGAACACCUUAAAUACGACCAGCUGGUCAUCCCUCCCGAAGUUUUGCGGUACGAUGAGAAGCUCCAGAGCCUGCACGAGGGCCGGACGCCGCCUCCCACCAAGACACCACCGCCGCGGCCCCCGCUGCCCACACAGCAGUUUGGCGUCAGUCUGCAAUACCUCAAAGACAAAAAUCAAGGCGAACUCAUCCCCCCUGUGCUGAGGUUCACAGUGACGUACCUGAGAGAGAAAGGCCUGCGCACUGAGGGCCUGUUCCGGAGAUCCGCCAGCGCGCAGACCGUCCGCGAGAUACAGAGGCUCUACAACCAAGGGAAGCCCGUGAACUUUGACGACUACGGGGACAUUCACAUCCCUGCCGUGAUCCUGAAGACCUUCCUGCGAGAGCUGCCCCAGCCGCUUCUGACCUUCCAGGCCUACGAGCAGAUUCUCGGGAUCACCUGUGUGGAGAGCAGCCUGCGUGUCACUCGCUGCCGCCAGAUCCUACGGAGCCUCCCGGACCACAACUAUGUCGUCCUCUGCUACCUCAUGGGCUUCCUGCAUGCGGUGUCCCGGGAGAGCAUCUUCAACAAAAUGAACAGCUCUAACCUGGCCUGUGUCUUCGGGCUGAAUUUGAUCUGGCCAUCGCAGGGAGUCUCCUCCCUGAGUGCCCUUGUGCCCCUGAACAUGUUCACUGAACUGCUCAUCGAGUACUAUGAAAAGAUCUUCAGCACCCCGGAGGCACCUGGGGAGCGCGGCCUGGCACCAUGGGAACAGGGGAGCAGGGCAGCCCCUUUGCAGGAGGCUGUGCCACGGACACAAGCCACGGGCCUUACCAAGCCUACCCUACCUCCGAGUCCCCUGAUGGCAGCCAGAAGACGUCUCUAGUGUUGCGAACACUCUGUAUAUUUCGAGCUACCUCCCACACCUGUCUGUGCACUUGUAUGUUUUGUAAACUUGGCAUCUGUAAAAAUAACCAGCCAUUAGAUGAACUCAGAACCUUCUAAUGAAAACUCCAUGCCUCUGGUCCUUGGACUCUUGUCCAUGGUUCCUGAGCUGUGGACUGGGAUAGAAUAA
This is a messenger RNA of Pan troglodytes (chimpanzee), 1944 nucleotides long. RefSeq names its product Rho GTPase activating protein 8 (gene ARHGAP8). Gene Ontology annotation, cellular component: cytoplasm. The record is from RefSeq and is a predicted model, not a curated record. Gene Ontology annotation, molecular function: GTPase activator activity. The transcript has 13 exons. Lineage: Eukaryota; Metazoa; Chordata; Mammalia; Primates; Hominidae. Bases 454 to 1755 code for a protein of 433 amino acids. Gene Ontology annotation, biological process: negative regulation of endocytic recycling; small GTPase-mediated signal transduction.